Molecule: messenger RNA, 1948 nt
Organism: Rhincodon typus (whale shark)
Lineage: Eukaryota; Metazoa; Chordata; Chondrichthyes; Orectolobiformes; Rhincodontidae
Product: chronophin-like
Exons: 2
Coding region: 610-1671 (353 amino acids)
Cellular component (GO): cytoplasm
Molecular function (GO): phosphatase activity
Source: RefSeq, a predicted model, not a curated record
GAGGCAGGGACGAGCUGGACUGGUUUUGGGAUGCGGUAGGGGGAGGGGAGAUUUUGAAACUUGUGAAAUCCACGUUGAUACCAUUGGGCUGCAGGGUUCCCAAGCGGAAUAUGAGUUGCUGUUCCUGCAACCUUCGGGUGGCAUCGUUGUGGCACUGCAGGAGGCCCAGGAUGGACAUGUCGUCUGAGGAAUGGGAGGGGGAGUUGAAAUGGUUCGCGACUGGGAGGCGCAGUUGUUUGUUGCGAACAGAGCGUAGGUGUUCUGCAAAGCGGUCCCCAAGUCUCCGCUUGGUUUCCCCGAUGUAGAGGAAGCCACACCGGGUACUACAGCCUAGGUUACUGCAGAAAAUAAACAACAAGCCGACUCCUCGUUCAUUGGUUACAUUGGACGUCGAUCAAAAUUAGUGUUCCGCCACAACCCCGGCAGCCGGGACAAACGUCACGCCGUUGAUUGUGAUUGGAUGCACGGCAUACGUCGGGCAGCCGGGAUCCCGCCUUCCUCCGCGGAGAAACAUCCAAUCAGCGCCAGGCUUUUCGGAAGAGACUGUCUGUGGUUGGUCGGUAGUGGAACGAAGGCGGGGUUUGUGGCGCGGCAGUCGCGACGGACGCCAUGACGAUUGGCUGCGCCAGGCUGUCAAUCGGAGCGUGCCCACGCCCCGUUGCCCUUCUCAACAUGGCGGCGGCCGGUAGGGCCGGUCUGGCUCCGGCGCGGAGCUGCUGCCGGCGGCUGAGCUGCGAGAGCGGGGCCCGGGAGCUGCUGCUGGGCGCCGUGGACAGCUUCGUGCUGGACUGCGACGGGGUGCUGUGGAAAGGCCGGGACGGGGUGCUGAGCGGCGCGGCCGAGCUGCUGGGCCGGCUGCAGGCGCUGGGCAAGCGGGUCUACCUGCUGAGCAACAACGGCAGCUGCACGGCCGGGGGCCUGCUCGACAAAUGCCGGCGCCUGGGCCUACCCGUGCGGGCCCGGCAGCUCCUCAACACGGCCCGCUGCUCGGCCCUGUACCUGCGGCAGGCCCUGGCCCCGGCCCCAUCCCCAUCCUCGGCCCCGACCGUCUAUGUGCUGGGUAGCCCCGGGCUGCGCUCCGAGCUAGCGGCGGUCGGCCUGCGGGCUCUGGGAGGAGGCGAACACCCCGGGGAAGAGGAGGAGGAGGAGGAGGAGGAGGAGGAGGAGGUCGUCGCGUCUUCCGCCGGGGUCAGGGCCGUCCUGGUCGGCUACGACGAGGGGUUCAGCUUCGGCCGGCUGUCCCGGGCGUGCGGCUUCUUGCAGGACCCUCGCUGCCUCUUCGUGGCCACCGACCCCGACCCCUGGCACCCCCGGGAAGGAGGGAGGGUGGUCCCAGGUACUGGCAGCCUAACAGCAGCCCUCGAGGUGGCCUCUGGCCGCAAGGCCGCGGUCGUCGGAAAGCCCGGCCGGUUUAUGUUUGACUGCAUCGCCAGCGAAGGAGGGGAAGGUGCCGUUGAUCCCUCCCGGGCCCUGAUGGUGGGCGACCGCCUGGAGACGGACAUCCUGUUUGGCGCCAACUGCGGGAUGUGGACGGUGCUGGCGUUGACCGGCGUCUCCAGUCUGCAGGAUGUCCACGCCAAGAUGGCCAGCGAGCUUCCGCAGCACAAGAAGAUGGUGCCAGACUUCUACGUGGAUAGUAUCGCCGAUUUCCUUCCCCUGCUGAGUGGCUGACUGCAGAGGAGAGUAACUCUGGUGCUGGUGACCAUCACCUGGCUCCAUAGUCUAGGACUUGCAUGGUACUGGAGCUGCUUUUCGACAGGCCAGUGUCCCGCGUAACCUUUUUUCGGGGGCUGUCGGAGUCUGUGCAGGUGCCUUGAGGUUGACCACAAAAACCAGCUUUGGCCAACUAACUGAGGACCAAGAGGAGGUGCUGACUAGAAUCAAGGGUUUCUUUUCUUGAUGUUUUGUACUAAUCAAUGAGUGAUUUAAUAAAAGUGUAGUUCCUUGA